Epinephelus moara (kelp grouper) is the source of this 4773-nucleotide messenger RNA. RefSeq names its product CD81 antigen-like. Gene Ontology annotation, cellular component: membrane. The record is from RefSeq and is a predicted model, not a curated record. The transcript is spliced from 8 exons. The coding region runs from base 138 to 854 and encodes 238 amino acids. Lineage: Eukaryota; Metazoa; Chordata; Actinopteri; Perciformes; Serranidae.
GUUGCCUCGGUCUCGGAGCUGAAGUCAGGAUUCCCAGUUGAGAUUCAGACCGUUACACGCCGAGAGACCGACACCUGGCCUGCGUCUGCCGCCGUCCUGCUCACUCUGUACCGAAUAUAACCGACUAACGGUCCGCCAUGGGAGUCGAAGGCUGCACCAAAUGUAUCAAGUACAUGCUUUUCUUCUUCAACUUCAUCUUCUGGCUUGCAGGAGGUGUAAUCCUGGGUGUGGCCCUGUGGUUGAGACACGACCCCCAGACCAGCAACCUGCUGGAGCUUGAAUUAGACGGCAGCCAUGCCCCCAGCACCUUCUACAUCAGUGUCCACAUCCUGAUUGCUGUCGGCGCAGUGAUGAUGGUGGUUGGUUUCCUUGGCUGCUAUGGCGCCAUCCAGGAGUCCCAGUGUCUAUUAGGAACUUUCUUCGCCUGCCUGGUCAUCCUGUUCGCCUGCGAAGUUGCAGCUGGAAUCUGGGGCUUCAUGCACAGAGACACUGUGUCAAAGGAGAUGAUCAACUACUAUGACUCCGUGUACGAUAAGUUUGCGGCACAGUCCGCCACGAACCAGGAGGGCGCGAAGGCUACCGCCUCUGUGCUCAGGGUCUUCCACGAGACGCUGAGCUGCUGUGGGAAAGGCAAGGGGACCUCCGUAUUCACAAAGUUAACAGACGCAUUAGGCCUGACUGACAUCUGCCCCAAGUCUAAAACAGAUGAUUGCCACACGAGGAUCAAUGAAUUGUUCUCAGAGAAGAUCUACCUGAUCGGUAUCGCCGCUCUGGUGGUUGCAGUUAUUAUGAUCUUCGAGAUGAUCUUCAGCAUGGUGUUGUGCUGCGGGAUCCGCAACAGCCCAGUGUACUAAAGCGACGGGCCGCCAGCCUGCUCGCCAAUGAAGGAAGGACGACCUCUCCGUCUCCGUCUCAUUCUUUUCCUUUUCUUUUAUAAGCAGGAAACGUCGCAUAUAUUGCUUGCUGGAUUUAGUCAGCUCUUUGAGAAGACAACAUAAACCAUCCUCCAUUGAGCAUUUUAAUUACACUGUCAAUUAUUUUUUUGUUAGUCACAGAUGCUGUUAUGCAUAUUUGACCAGUGCUAUCCUAACCUGAUAUGUAGAUAUUAUAUCACACUGUCACACAUGAAUGACAUUCACCAGUUUCGGUGCUCUAAUCCUUUAGUGACGCAUUAGUUGUUUACUGCUUCCUUGCCUAUGAACAUGCUCUUAUAUUCUUUGUUUUAUGGAUGGUUUUUUUUUCACUGUUUUAUGUAUAAACUGUAUAUAAAUAUAUAUAUUAACAGUGCUUUAUGACUGCCUAAGCAUGGAAAUUGUAUUACAGUAGAUCCUUCUCCUGUAUUCUUCCUGCACUCUCUGCUUGUUUGUCUUGCUCUAGACUGAACCAGAUGAUGGUGUAUACGACCGGCACUAGUGAAGCACUAGUGUUGGCUUCACCAUGCCACAUAGAGGUGAACACACACGAACACACGUCCCUGUCCUACAGACCAUUGUCUUGGUUCACACCCACACUGCUGUGUGAUGUCUGCAGGAACUGACUAAAGAAGGAAUCUCAGUUAUUCUUGGAAGCUGGAACCAAAGUCAAAGUGACCUGAUGUCUGUCAUUUUGGCCCUCUGGAAUUAUUCGUUGAUCUGUCUUUAGCUGUUUGUCGUUCAUCAUGUGUCCAAAAUUGUCUGAGUGCUCAGUUGCAUAAAACGUUUAAGGAAAGUGUUUCCCUCAGUAGUUGUCUUUAGAUUAUCCUGAGAUAAAAUGAAGUCAAUUCAGAUGUAGGAGUAACCACCUACAUCUCAAAUUUUGUCAAAAGCCUUAAUUGUGUAGUUAAAAAAAGGCUUUUCGUUGUGAGUAUUGAACAUGUAAUGUCUGAUUUUCCCAAACAACAACAGAAGAGACUGAGAAGUCAUUAUUUCAUCUUAGGAAUUUGUUUAAAAUUUCUGGAAACCUCCUUUGGUGCAUUUUUUUUUGUGAGAAACCAUAACAUUAAGAUGAAUCUAAAAACUUAGAGGUUUUAUACAACUGUGCCCUUAUUUGUGGAGGCAGCUCACUUAACACUCAAACCAUUUCUCCCAAAUCAGAAAAGUCCAAUUGAAAUAUGACCCAUAAUGUUUGGCUGACACUCCUGUUGCGUCCAUGUUUUGGUCUUGCGCUUUUUUCCACCAAACAUUGACCAUCAGUACAUCGUCCAACUGUCCCUGGUUGGUGAAAGUCCAGCCCGUAUUCAGUGUAACGGCAGAAAGAGUCUUGGUUUGGUGUUCUGAAUCUGGGUUGCCUUGUCUGGUUGAGUCUAGUCCUGUUUCGUCUGACCUGGUUGUGUCAUUGUACUCGCCCUCUGGCUUCACAGCCUACUAACCCUUCCUUGUUGUCCCCAUUCAUGUAAUUGCUCCCAGUGCAGGGCAAGAACAGGGUGAAAGCAGCUCGUCUGUCCCGAGCCACCCAGUGGUUCGCAGCAAGCUUGUUACCCCCGUGCUUAUGUUGCUUGGCUGUUGGUUUGGCCCUGUAUGCACCCCCGAGAACAGUUUAAGCUAGUGUGUUUGCGUGCACAUACAGAACAGGGGCGGACACAAAAUCAUGAACACCAGUGCAGUUGAAUCAAACUGUGUGCGAGAUGAAUGGAGGCCCAUUCCUGCCAGAAAGACUAAUUAAUGAAAAACUAGUAACGAUUAAAGAAGAUUUAUGAGGGAUGCAGGGACUUCUGGAAUCCCCCUCAAACCACAACUUAGGGCAACCCAGUUGCCAGAAUAAGUCUUGGUGUUUUAAGUUUCUGCAAACGCAGAUGUUACAUUUAUACAUUUCAUAUAUAGUUGAUUUGUUGUAACUUUCAAAACAUAGCAGGAAAUGUAUUGACCUUUCAAUUAAAACAAAAACAAAAAAAAUUUGUCGUUUAAAAAACAGCUGGGAAAGUCCCGACCUUCUGUUAAAAAAUACCCACUUUUGUCGCUACAGUCGCAAUUUGCAACUAUGAACAUGGCCGGAAAUGUCCCGACCUUCCGUUAAAAAAUACCCACUUUUGUCGCUACAAUCAUCGGUGGAAAUGUCCCUACCUCAUGUUUUUUUUAAACUUGUAGCUAACAACACAGCUGGAACACAGCUCAUGGCUGAAAAUAUCCCAACCUCCCGUUAAAAAAUACCCACUUUUGUCGCUGCAAUCAUCAGUGGAAAUGUCCCUACCUCAUUUUUUUUUUUUUUUUUUUUUUUUUUAAACUUUCUUCUAGCUUUUAGUUAAAAAACACAGCUGGAAAUGUCCCGGGCUGUUGUCAAAAAAGACAGGCCUUUUGUUGGCACAGAAGUAGCUGGAAAUGUUCUGACCUCUCUUUAAAAAAUACCCACUUUUUUGGUACAACCAUGCCUAGAAGUAUCCCAGCCUCUCAUGAAAAAAUACUUUCUUUUGUCACUGCGGACAUGGCUGGAAAUGUCCCAACCUCCCGUUAAAAAAUACCCACUUUUGUCACUGCGAUCAUGGCUGGAAAUGUCCCAACCUCCCCUUAAAAAAUACCCACUUUUGUCGCUGCGAUCAUGGCUGGAAAUGUCCCGACCUUGCGUUAAAAAAUACCCACUUUUGUCACUGCGAACAUGGCUGGAAAUGUCCCAACCUCCUGUCAAAAAUGACCUGCUUUUGCUGUUCGUUGGUCUGGAACAGUGGUCGCUGGUGUCUCACCUAGGUGUCACAUCAUGCACCAUCCCCUCCUGAUGAGAAACUCGUUUCACGUGUAAUCUGAACUACAUAACUUUAGAAAGUGUUGAUAUGAAAUGUAACAUAGCUGUGGUGUGCAAAAAACUUACAUCAUUGUAUUCUGGUUACUGGGCUGCUUAUAGUAUCUUCUAAUUAAUAUUCUAAUUGAUAUGUUAUUACGUUUGUUUCACUAAUUAAUUUCAGGGCUGUUGUAUCAGACUGUAUUAGAUUUUACAGGUAUUCGUGAUUUUGUGUCUGCUCUCUGUAAAUCCGUCUGUAGCUGUCUAUGGGUGAUCGCAGUGGUAGUAUUUGUAUUAGUACAGGGCAGCGCAGUCACAUUACCAGCUACAGUGUUGACCACAAAUCAGUCUUAACUGCCCCGCUGAAGUUCAGCCAAUCAGAGCGCUCCCACCGGGCAUCUGACCACGCUGUUCAUUCAGUCCCGCAGGGUUCUCACUCCACCACGUAGGCUUCGAAGUAUUUUGUCCUGAGGUCUGUUCCUACAAGAUCCUGCUGCCGCUGACACUAACGCAUAACUGCACAGCACCGCAGUGCUCUAAGUUUCACGCAUCCUAAACACACACACACACUCACAUUAAAUCAUAUCAUCUUGUGUAACCCUUCAUAUUAUCACAGCUUUUGUCAACCAACUAAAAACCUUGUCUUGUUAACAUCUCAUACUUAAACUGAGAAACAGUAAAAGUGUCUUGUAAUAUUUACAGCUCUGACGUACUAACGAAAAUCAUGAAGGCUGUAGAAAGACAAUGUAUGCCUUUUUUCUUCUUGUAUUGUGAUAUCUGUGUUUGGUACGUCGUCAAAAGGAGUCUCGACGGAAAGGGUGGAAGAUUUUGUGGCAGUGGCAACUGACAGGAGUCGAACCUUCAACACAUCAGCUAGUUUCUCCCCACUGAAAAAAAAAGUAUGACAGCUUCCAUCAGUUGAGUAUUCCCCAGUGAUGAGGACACUAGCGGUGUUUCUCUGACAGUGCUGCCCAUGUUGCUGCCUUUUUAAUUUGGGACCCACUGCCACAUAAAUCUCAGCCCCUCUCUACUCUGUAGACUUUGGUUUGCCCAAAUAUAAAGGGAUUAAAUGUAUUUUACAAAUAA